Messenger RNA from Lodderomyces parapsilosis, 1632 nucleotides. It is a transcript of the gene ALT1, whose product is annotated as alanine transaminase. Gene Ontology annotation, biological process: biosynthetic process. The transcript has a single exon. Lineage: Eukaryota; Fungi; Ascomycota; Pichiomycetes; Serinales; Debaryomycetaceae. Gene Ontology annotation, molecular function: L-alanine:2-oxoglutarate transaminase activity; pyridoxal phosphate binding. The record is from RefSeq and is a predicted model, not a curated record. The coding region runs from base 1 to 1632 and encodes 543 amino acids.
AUGAGACCAGUUACUAUUUCAACCAAAUUUCAACUUCAACCAUUCGGUAUGGCUACUCGUAUCAAUAAUAUGCUACCGCCCACUUGCAGCACCAGCAGCACUAACAACUGCAUCAUUAACAGCAACAGCAUUGGUUAUCGUUUCAAAUCAACCUUCACUCCCGCUGAACCAUUAAACGUCCAUGAUUUGAAUGAACUGACAGUCAAAGCUCAAUAUGCCGUGAGAGGGAAAAUCCCAAUUAUUGCUGAUGGAUUAAGUGAAUUGAUUAGAAAAUCACCCACUAGUCAUGGAUUGCCAUUUAACAAAAUUGUGAAUGCCAAUAUUGGAAAUCCCCAACAAUUGGAUCAAAAACCUUUGACGUGGUAUAGACAAGUGUUGUCCAUUUUGCAGUAUCCUGAACUAUUGAGUGAAGAACUGGGUGCGAAGUUUCCUGCCGACGUUAAGCAAAGAGCAAAGGUAAUUUUGGAUAAUGUUGGAUCCAUCGGUGCCUACUCACUGUCUCAAGGUGCUGCUUAUUUCAGGCAAUCAAUUGCAGAGUUUAUCACAAAGAGAGACGGCGGAGAGUUUUCUUCAAACGCCAAUGAUAUCUUUUUAACUUCAGGGGCCUCAGCCGCUGUAUCUUAUUUAUUACAAAUUUUGUCACAAGACCAAAACUCAGGUUUCUUGAUUCCUAUUCCACAAUAUCCAUUGUAUACUGCCACUAUUGCUUUGAAUAAUGCUCAACCCAUUGGUUAUUAUUUGGACGAAUCGAAAGGCUGGGCAACCAACCCACAAGAAAUUCGUCAAUUGAUUGAAGAGAGUACUGCAAAGGGAAUUAAAGUUAAAGCAUUGGUUGUAAUCAAUCCUGGUAAUCCAACGGGAGCAAUUUUGUCGCGUGAGGAUAUAGUUGAGCUUAUUUCCAUUGCUGCUGAACAUGGUAUUGUAUUGAUUGCUGAUGAAGUUUACCAAGAAAAUGUUUUCAGUGGGGAAUUUUAUUCCUUCAAGCGUGUUUUGUCAGAGUUGAAAGAGAAGCACCACAACUUGUACAAAAAUGUUCAAUUGGCUUCAUUACAUUCGACAUCUAAAGGUGUUAGUGGCGAAUGUGGGCAGCGUGGAGGCUACAUGGAACUUGUUGGUUUUAAAUCUGAUGUUAAGGAUAUCAUUUUCAAAUUGGCAUCGAUAAACUUGUGUUCAGUUGUUUCGGGACAAGCUAUGGUUGAAUUGAUGGUGAACCCACCUAAGAAGGGUGACGAAUCUUAUGAUCUUUACGUUGAAGAAACAAGCACCAUAUUUGACAAUUUAAAAACAAGGGCUAAAGCACUUUAUGAAGCCUUUUCGAAUAUGGAAGACGUGUCAGUUGAUAAACCACAAGGGGCAAUGUAUCUUUUCCCAAGUCUCAACUUUGAUCCCAAAGUUUAUCAUAAAUUAUUUUCCAGAGCCAAGAAUUCGAAUCUUGAAAUUGAUGAUUUGUAUUGUAUUGAACUUUUGGAAAAUACUGGUAUUUGUUGUGUUCCAGGAAAUGGAUUUGGACAAAAGCCAGGCACCUACCAUUUAAGAACUACAUUUUUACCGCCAGGUGAAGAAUGGAUUGAGAGAUGGGGUAAGUUUCACAAAGAGUUUGUUAAAAAGUACAAGGAUACUUCUGUUGCAUGA